AUGGCUGAUGCCACCAAGUACAUUCCCAUAGGGGGCACCCUUAGCUCAGACCCCAAGAGCUUCUUCUCCAUUCCCAAAACCAGAAAAACUCUCACUUUUGCCUAUGCUUUCACUUUUGCCUUUGUUGCUUUAACAGUUUUCCUUGCCUUUUGCCCCUCUCCAAACACCUCCUCUCCCUUCUUCACCAACAUAUUCUCUUCCUCUGCCUCCUCCACUUCCUCCACUACUGCCUACAAGUCCCAACUCUCUUCUAUUUUCUCUUUCUUCUUCAACAACACCACUUCUUCAUCAUCAUCCAAUUCCUCAAUUGCUACUAACCUUAACACCACCACUUCUAGAUCUACCAACAACACUUUUCAAACUCCUCCAACAAGUAAAAAGCCUUUUAAAACCACCCCGUUUGAAAACCAAACACAAACCACCCCGACUGUAAGCAAGAUACCCAGCAAUCACACAGCAAAACCGCAUGAUCAUGUUGUGAAUAAAGAAACAUCUAGUGUUUCCAAUCGUACCCGAGUUUCUGGAGAGGUUAAAGCUUUAAAGAAUGCAAAUCAAUCUUCUAAUGGUGUUGCUCCUACGCCCAAGGUUUCAGGGGGGAGUCCCGUUAAGAAUUUGAGUUCUUCGGGGAAAGGAGGGAACACAGAGAAGGGUGUUGUGCAUAGUAAUUACACGGCUUCCCUGGUGAAGAAACAGAAGAAUGGGAACAACGAAACGGAUUCGAAGGUGGAGGACGAAAUGAUUGAGGCUUUGAUCAAGUGUGAUUUUUUUAAUGGGGAAUGGAUUAAGGAUGAUUCUUAUCCUCUCUAUGAACCGGGGUCUUGCAAUCUGAUCGAUGAACAGUUCAAUUGUAUCCAAAAUGGAAGACCUGAUACAGACUACCAGAAAUAUAAGUGGAAGCCAAAGGGAUGCAGUCUCCCAAGGUUGGAUGGACAUCGAAUGCUGCAUAUGUUGAGAGGCAAGAGGCUGAUUUUUGUCGGUGAUUCUAUCAAUAGGAAUAUGUGGGAAUCUCUCAUUUGCAUCCUGAGAAACUCUGUGAAAGACAAAAGCAAUGUAUAUGAAGCAAAUGGAAGAGUCCAUUUCAAAGGGGAAGCCUCUUAUUCAUUCAUAUUCAAAGAUUAUAACUUCUCCGCGGAGCUUUUCGUAUCCCCAUUCUUAGUUCAAGAAUGGGAAAUUCAAGUAAAGAAUGGAACAAAGAAGGAAACACUUCGUCUUGAUUUAGUUGGUAAAUCUUCUGUUCAAUAUAAAAAUGCAGAUAUAAUAAUCUUCAACACUGGUCACUGGUGGACUCAUGAUAAAACUUCAAAAGGGAAGGACUAUUACCAAGAGGGAAGCCAUAUCUACAACGAACUGAAUGUUCUGGAGGCAUUUCGAAGGGCUAUAACCACUUGGAGUAGAUGGAUUGAUGCCAACAUAGAUUCAUCCAAGUCUAUGAUUUUCUUCAGAGGCUAUUCUGCUUCACAUUUCAGCGGAGGGCAGUGGAAUUCUGGUGGACAAUGUGACAGUGAAACUGUGCCAAUCAAGAAUGAUAAGUACUUGAAGGAAUACCCUCCUAAGAUGAGGGUGUUGGAAAAGGUUUUGAAGUAUAUGAAAACCCGUGUCACCUACCUAAAUGUCACUAAAAUGACAGAUUUCAGGAAGGAUGGCCAUCCCUCUAUUUAUAGGAAGCAAAAUCUAUCACCAGAGGAGAGGAAAUCACCAUUGAGUUUCCAAGACUGCAGUCACUGGUGUCUCCCUGGAGUUCCUGAUGCAUGGAAUGAGAUCCUUUAUGCUGAGCUUCUUUUGAGACAGUAUCAAAAUCAGCAUCAGAAGAAGAGACCAUAG
Sphenostylis stenocarpa is the source of this 1821-nucleotide messenger RNA. The record is from the annotation of a GenBank genome assembly. Lineage: Eukaryota; Viridiplantae; Streptophyta; Magnoliopsida; Fabales; Fabaceae.